Fusarium pseudograminearum CS3096 is the source of this 3009-nucleotide messenger RNA. RefSeq lists its product as uncharacterized. The transcript has 3 exons. NCBI's taxonomy places the organism in Eukaryota, Fungi, Ascomycota, Sordariomycetes, Hypocreales, Nectriaceae. The coding region runs from base 1 to 3009 and encodes 1002 amino acids. The record is from RefSeq and is a predicted model, not a curated record.
AUGGCGCUCAAACCAUCAACAUCAAAGAGCGACGCCUCAAUUGACGUUGAAGAGGCGUCCUUCCAUGCCUUCAAUAACCCCAGGAAGCUCCCGCCUUGGCUCGAUCAUUUCAACGCCAAAGACCUCAAGAUCCUCUUCAAAUGUUCACUAGCUGUCUGGAUCUUUACCCUGUUUAUCUUUAUCAGCGACACUUUGCGAGUACUCGGACAAGCAACCUUUUUCGGAUGUAUCGUUCUAUUCAUCAUGCCGCCAUCUGGCGUCGUCUUCAUCCAUGUCCUGGCUGGACUGAUGAUCUGCUUCGGCAUGGCCUUCGGCUGGGCUUGGGGAGCCAUGGCAAUGAAGGCAGCCUUGGCGACAAGGCCCAAUGCUGAUCUGAUGCAACGCUACGGCGAAUUGCAAGCAUCAAUACCGCAGAACACCACCAAUGUUGGCCAGGCUUCUGGUCAAACAACAUAUCAGCAGAUCGCCAUCUACCAGGGUUUUAUGCUCGAUGCUCGAAUCUCUGUCACUUACUUCUGCCUGUUAGGUUUGUUUGUGUAUCUAAUGGCUCGUCUACGAGUUUCUGCGCCCAACCUCACACUCGUAUCACUCUUUGCCAUGAUCGUGUCAGAUAUCUACUUGACUAUUGCACCGCUCAUUCCUACCUUCCAAGGCACAAUUCCAAAAGUAUUGAUCCUACCCACCGCCAUCGCAGUCGGAAUCGGCGCCGUCUGCAACCUGAUAUUCUUCCCGCAGUCAACAUCUCAGAUCACACUUGCAAGCAUGUCCGACUUGCUUCGUCCAAUGAACGGCUACAUCAAAUCAUUAACCUGGCACUUCAAGAGUAGAACGAGAUUUCAACCAGAGCGGCUUCAAGGACUCAAGGGUGGCCUGGCUGCAUCUCAAAAGAGCAUUGAAUCUGCCAUCAAGUUUCUUCCCAUGGAUUUUACAUGGCGAAAAUGGAGCCCCGAUGAUAUCAAGUCUUUCCAAGAGCCACUACGCCAGGUCUUGGUAUCGUUUGGAGAACUUUUACAGCUGUCCAUCUCACGCGAAGAACUGUUUGCAAAAGACGAGGCGCUCACGAAUGCGGUCGAUGAGCUCGAAAAGUCCGAAAAAGAGAAGCAUCCGCUCGCAUACCAUAUUGCCAAAGCGGCUGAUUUCCGUGAACUCACAAACCAUCCCGAUACCGAAGAAAUGUUGAUCAAAGCCAUCGACUCGUUGUCUUCUUGCGCUACACCAUUGUUGCGGGCUUUGGAACAAAGCAUCGACGCUAUCGUCCAGGCACUGUCAGGGCCUAAAGAAGAUGUGGUGGAUCAGCAUGAGCAAAUUCUUGCAGCACUGCAGGAAGCUCUAGAUGACUUUGAGGACUCAGCUGCCGAACAUUUGAUGGUCCCUCACGCCCAUCUCUUUGAUGCUGAUGGCAAGGUCAUUUUCAAAGAUAACCGCUCACCACCGAUGUUUGGCUUGAUGUCAGGUCUAUUGUACCACGAGCGACUAAUUAACCUCACCAAAAGCAUCGGUACCGUUCUCGAGAAAGCCGUGGAGAUGGAGAAGACCCGAACAAAGAAACAAAUGUGGUUUCCAAAAGGACUUCAGAAACUCUUCUCGCUGGGCUUGUCGAAUGACGCACCACCUUCUACACUCGCUGGCACCACAGACCUUACCCGCACCAUGUCUGCCAUCUCCAAACCUGAGAAGAAACGCGGUCUGUUCAAGAGGAAGCCGAAAACCGAGCCCGAGGCGGGAGAGACUGAGAAGAAAGCAGCUACCAUUCUGCAAAGCAUGCAGCAGACGACGGGUAGACAACGGAAAAAGCCAAGUCUCAUCUUCUUGGGAUUGAUCAACUUCUUCACUGGAGUCGAGGGUCUGCACGCCCUGCGAACGCUGGUUUUAACGAUCGCCCUCGCUGUUCCUGCCGUCAUCCCGUCGUCAGCAGGAUUUUACUACCGAGAGAAGGGAAUGUGGGCAUUGAUCAUGGCACAAAUGGCUCUCGAACCGUACAUGUCGGACUUUACUGCUGGAAUUAUCAUCAGAACUCUCGGUACCGUUGCAGGAGGUGUUCUUGGUCUUUUGUGCUGGUAUAUCGGAUCCGGCAAUGGCCCUGGUAACCAAUAUGGCCUUGCUGCGAUUAUGGCUGUUGCCAUUGUCGGCAUGAUGUGGUGGCGGCUUUUCGCUCCCCCACAGCACAUGGCAGCUGGUAUCAUGCUUACAUCGACCAUGUACAUGGUAGUCUCCUACAGUUGGGUUGACACGCACAUCCCUAGUUAUGGUAAUCCUGGCGUGGGAUACGAGGUGUUCUGGCGACGAAUUCUUCUCGUAUUGAUCGGAUUCGGCGCGGCUGUUCUUGUUGCACUUCUGCCCCGACCUCUCUCAGGAAACAGACACUACCGACAAAUCAUGACCAGUCAACUUUCGAGCAUCCGAGACCGCUACGCGCUUCUGGUUACAGUUUGGCGUGAGCCUCCGGCCGACUUUGUUGAAGUCAUGGAGAAAGAAUCGACCACUUCCGAAGAAAUCUUCAACUCGAUCGCUCUUCCUAUUCAGAAGACAAAGUUCGAGUUCUCAACAUCAAACCUCGACACCGCGACACUUAGCCGUGCAAACCACUUAUGCACCAACCUAAAUGUCUUCCUCACACAAUUCAGCUUGACUGUCACCAAACUUCCUCUUCCCGUGCGCGAGCGCUUCAUGCAACGCGUGACAGCUGGUGACGAGAAUCUUGUAGCAGAUCUCAUGUCGACUUUGACCCUUCUCCAGCACUCUCUAACCUCUGGCGAACCACUUCCAGCAAUCUUGCCGACACCGUUAGUAGGCAGGGCAAUCCAGUUCAGGAAGCUCAAGGGGGAGCUUCAGGAUGAAGUUAACUCUAAGGAAUAUCUAGCUACACCGCAGGGAAGGCAUUGGUCAGCGGCUGUUUAUGCGUUUGUGAGGUUUUUGGGCACGCUUGAUGAUCUUGUGUUUGUUGUGAAGAAGGCUGUUGGGGAAAGCUCGCAUAUUCACACUGACGCUUUUGGUGGAAACAUGUACUGA